GUGUAGUGUAGGGAUAGUGGAGCGACGGUCAAAGGGAGUGAAAGUAUCAGCCCUGACAUCUGGACUGAAAUGAGAUCGCUGUGAGACAUGGUGGCGGAACAGACAGUGGAGCUGAGAAACAUGGAGGCCAAACUGAGGGACAGUGAGAAACAGGUGGAGGAGCUGAAGACCAAGAACACUGGCCCUAACCAAAGGCUCUAAUGAUUUACAAAACCCCAUACUUCAAUUAGUGAACAUCCGUAAAAUUGAUGGAGGCAGUGGACCAGCCCGCUUUCGUCUGAUGAUGAGUGAUGGACAACACUCAAUGUCCUCGUUCAUGCUCUCCACCCAGCUCAACCAAAUGGCUGAGGACAACCGACUAGCCCCAAACUGUAUCUGUCAGCUGAAGAGGAACGUGACCAAUGUCCUGAAGGAUGGACGCCGUGUGGUGGUCAUAUUGGACAUGGAGGUGGUGAAGUCUGCUGAUGAGGUGGCUGGAAAGAUCGGAGAGCCCACGCCUUACGUGGAAGGUCAGAGUAAAGCCCCACAGUCAGCCCCCAAUCCCUCAGUCCACCCCCUGCAGCCCCAGAAUGGAAUUGAUGGCUCCAUGAACAAAGGUCCCAGCAGAGAGUUUGGGGGGAAGAAGGCCAUGCCUCCGUCUGCCAUGCCCAGCACUCCUGGGGGAUCCUCCAAAGUCGUGCCCAUCGCCAGCCUCAACCCCUACCAGUCAAAGUGGACCAUCCGAGCCCGUGUCACCAACAAGAGUGGCAUCCGCACCUGGAGCAACUCUCGUGGGGACGGCAAGCUGUUCUCCAUGGAGAUUGUGGAUGAGAGUGGAGAGAUCAGAGUGACUGCCUUUACCCAGGAGGUGGACAAGUUCUACAGCAUCAUUGAGACUGGCAAGGUGUUCUACAUCUCCAAGGGAUCCCUGAAGAUUGCCAACAAGCAGUACUCGUCCCUGAAGAAUGACUAUGAGAUGACCCUGAAUGGAGAGUCCACCAUCAUCCCCUGUGAGGACACCCAGGACGUACCCAUGGUGCAGUGCAACUUCGUCUCCAUCGCCGACCUGGAGGCCCGAGAAAAGGACACCAUUUUGGAUGUGAUUGGAGUGUGUAAGAGCGUGACCGACGUGACCCGCCUCACCACCAAGAACAACCGUGAGGUCUCCAAGAGGACGCUCAACCUGAUGGACCAGUCUGGUAAACUGGUGGAGGUCACCCUGUGGGGAGAGGAGGCAGAGAACUUUGAUGGCUCUGGGCAGCCCAUCUUGGCCAUCAAAGGGGCCAAGCUGUCGGACUAUGGGGGCAGAUCUCUGUCUGCUUCGUUCAGCAGCACCGUCAUGAUCAACCCCGACAUCCCUGAGGCAUACAAGCUGCGGGGCUGGUAUGACAAGGAGGGCCACUCUAUGGAUGGCCAGUCUCUGACGGAGGCGAGGACAGGUGGAGGAGGAGGAGGGAACACCAACUGGAAGACCCUGGCUGACAUCAAGACGGAGAACCUCGGACACGGAGACAAGGCAGACUACUUCAGCUGCAUCGCCACCAUAGUGUACAUCCGUAAGGAGAACUGUCUGUACCAGGCGUGCCCUAGUCAGGACUGCAAUAAGAAGGUGGUGGACCAGCAGAACGGCAUGUUCCGCUGUGAGAAGUGUGACAAAGAGUUCCCCAACUUCAAGUACCGACUCAUCCUCUCUGCCAACAUAGCAGACUACGGGGACAACCAGUGGGUGACCUGCUUCCAGGAGAGUGCUGAAGCCAUCCUGGGACAGAACGCUGCUUACCUAGGGCAGCUCAAGGACUCGAAUGAAGCUGCCUUCGAGGAGAUCUUUCAGCAGGCCAACUUCCACACCUUCGUUUUCCGCAACAGAGUCAAGCUGGAGACCUACAAUGACGAGUCCCGGAUCAAGGCGACGGUGAUGGAGGUGAAACCUGUGGACCACAAGGAGUACAGCAAGAGACUCAUCAUGAACAUCAGGAAGAUGGCUGCCCCCCAAUAAGAAUGCUUGCUUUGCCCCCUUGACUACGUACAAGCUCUUCCCCUUGAUUUGAUCUACAGCCACAGCACUUCACAACCUGCCAGACUGACUGUGAACCAGUCCUAGGCUGUGUCCCAAAUGGCACCCUAUCCCCUAUGUAGUGCACUACUUUUGACCAAAAGUAGUGCACUACUUGGGGAAUAGGGUGCCAUUUCAGACGCAAACUAAAAGUGUCGCUCUGCUAUACUUAUUGUUUUUGAUUUAGCUGUGUCCGUGUACCUCUGUUACCUCUGUAAGUCACUGAACUUUGAAUAUGUUGAAUGUACUGGAAGUUUGGUUUUGUCUUUUUGGACCAACCAGUAAUCUUCAGAGAGUGCUGCUGGGGCAGUAUUAUAUCUCCCUGUGUUAUGGUGAUGGGUGGAGGGUGACUCUUCUGAAACUGCUGACAUUUUGGGUGGUGGAUAAAAUGGAACCAGAGGGAUUUUGGAGACGUAGGUAGGGAGUGAUGGAGACGUAGGGAGGGAGGGAGUGAUGGAGACGUAGGGAGGGAGGGAGGGAGUGAUGGAGACGUAGGGAGGGAGUGAUGGAGACGUAGGGAGGGAGUGAUGGAGACGUAGGGAGAGAGGGAGUGAUGGAGACGGGGAUGGGACAGUCUUAACCACAGAAAUCAUUGCUGUGUGGCGUGUCUUAAGUCGGCCAGCUGUUAUUGCAUGGGUGUGUUGUAUAAGCAGAGGGGGGUCUGUGCUGUAGCUGUAGCUAGCGCUCUCUUUCACUCUGUCACUAUGCCUGGCCUGGACCUGCCCAUCCCUGAUAAGAGCAGCUAUUCCUGUCCUCUCUCUCUCUCUCACACACACACAGAGCAGGCAGACUUGCGGGAGAUGUGCUGUACUGUAUUUAUGUAGAUACAUGGUUUAACUUUUGUCAUUAUUUUCAUUCCCUCUUAAGUUAGAAUAGUUUGGAGAACAAUAAUUGGCAUUUUUCUUUACAUCUAUUUGGUCAAUUGAUUGUAUACAAAUAAACCUGUUUGUGAUCAAAAGCGA
Molecule: messenger RNA, 2994 nt
Organism: Coregonus clupeaformis (lake whitefish)
Lineage: Eukaryota; Metazoa; Chordata; Actinopteri; Salmoniformes; Salmonidae
Product: replication protein A 70 kDa DNA-binding subunit-like
Exons: 17
Coding region: 281-1975 (564 amino acids)
Biological process (GO): telomere maintenance via telomerase; double-strand break repair via homologous recombination; DNA replication
Cellular component (GO): DNA replication factor A complex; nucleus
Molecular function (GO): single-stranded telomeric DNA binding; damaged DNA binding
Source: RefSeq, a predicted model, not a curated record